Molecule: messenger RNA, 624 nt
Organism: Dermacentor silvarum
Lineage: Eukaryota; Metazoa; Arthropoda; Arachnida; Ixodida; Ixodidae
Product: cytochrome P450 CYP12A2-like
Exons: 4
Coding region: 148-510 (120 amino acids)
Molecular function (GO): oxidoreductase activity, acting on paired donors, with incorporation or reduction of molecular oxygen; heme binding; iron ion binding
Source: RefSeq, a predicted model, not a curated record
GUUCGCUCAGUUCUGAACAAAGAUUCAAACAGUCAAAUAAGUAUCAAGUAUUCCGAACUUCCUUACUUAAAGGCCUGUAUCCGUGAAUCACUUCGCCUUUACCCUAUUGUCUCCGGAGUUCACCGCAAACUGGACCACGACGUUGUGAUGUCCGGAUACAUGAUACCAAAAAACACAGUCUUGCGGACCGAAAUGUUUGUCAGUGGGAGACUGGAAGAGAACUUCACAAGAGCUUCUGAAUUCAUCCCAGACCGCUGGCUUCGUGCCAACGGUGAUCGGGCCGGUGAACUUCUGGAAGAGUGGACGCAUCACCCUUUCGCUUCCCUACCAUUCAGCACUGGUGUACGGAUGUGCAUCGGACGAAGAAUAGCCGAGAUGGAGCUCUCUGUACUUAUUGCAAAGGUGCUGGAAAGAUUCAGAGUGGAGAAUCACCAUGGGGACAUUGGCUUCCUUUCACAGCUUACAAGUCGCCCAAAAAAACCGGCCAGAUUCCGCUUCAUUGAACUCUAGUAGGAAAUGCAUACGCAAAGGCGACAUUUUUGAGUAAUUAAUAUUAGCUGUAAUAAAUGGGGUUCCUAAUACAUACAAAUGAACUUAUAUAACUGCAUAUGGUAUUUUAGCUCA